Carassius gibelio (silver crucian carp) is the source of this 1957-nucleotide messenger RNA. Its product is annotated as HIRA-interacting protein 3. NCBI's taxonomy places the organism in Eukaryota, Metazoa, Chordata, Actinopteri, Cypriniformes, Cyprinidae. The transcript is spliced from 8 exons. Gene Ontology annotation, cellular component: nucleus. The coding region runs from base 61 to 1644 and encodes 527 amino acids. The record is from RefSeq and is a predicted model, not a curated record.
GCCGUGCACAGCAGCAAAGCGCGCCAAGGUAGGGUGGCGCGCUUAGUAUGCGCACACAGCAUGCAGUUUUGCAAAGAGUGGCGCAAAUGUGUUAAAAAAAACAUGGCUAAAGAAGAGGACGCGAUCCGAAAGUUCGUUGUGAGAGAACUGCACACGUGUUCGGACCUCAGUGCUCUGACUUUAGGCAUUCUGCGGAGGAGAUACCUGGAGAAGGUGAGGAGAGAGUCGCUCAGCAUCAAGGACCGACAGCUGAUGAAGACAAUUGUAGAGGAGGAACUUUUGAAGAUGCAGGGCAGCAGUGAUGACGAGCCUCUUAUUAAGAGCGUGAAUCCAUCGAAGAGCCAGAGCAAAAGGAAAAGGGUGGAUGAUGAUGGAGAUGAAGAGAAUAAUGUGGUGGGAAAGACAAAAAGAUCACGACUGGAGGAGUCUUCUCCCGAUUCCCCCGACUCUGGAAUAGAGAAGGCCAUGAAUGAGAGAGAUCAAAAAGAGGAAGAAGCUAAAAGUGAUAAAGACACGGGUGAAGACAGUGACGAGGAGCAAGAGAAAAAAGUAAUUAAGAGAAAACCACAGAAUAAGAGACGGGGCAAACCAAGCAAAGAGGACGAGGACAGUGAGAAGAAAAAGAAAUCAAAGAAAAAAGGGAAGAUGAAAGACAGUGACAAAGACGAGGAGUCAGAGGAUUCUGAUGAUGAGCAGGAGUCAAGGCAAAAACAACCAUCGAAAGAGAAGAAAAAGAAAAAAGAUUCAGUCAGUGAGGAGGAAAUCAGUGAUGAACUGUCCGCGAGUGAUUCUGAGGAUGAAAAAGUGAAGACGCAGAGCAAAAGAAAAGAUGUCAUUAAAAAGAAUCAAGUAGAGAGGGAUGUUGUGAAAGAAGUAGAGAGGCAAGUGUUCGGGAGCAGCUCUGAGAGCGAAGAGGAGAAUGACGAGAGCGCUAAAGUAAAAAACAGCAGCAACUCUGAGAAAGACAGUGAGGAGGAAAAAGAUCAAAAAGAGGAUGCUGCUAAAUUAUCCUCCAAAGAGAUGGAGAAAAAUGAUGGGAACGUACGGGACCGUCAGGAGGAGGCAGCAGAGGACUCCGACUCCUCGUCUCUUCCCUCACUGGAGGACGAGGAGGAACCAGAGAAGGACAAGAAGGAGGGAAAGAAAAGCCUGGCAAAGAAAAAGCGCAGCGAGGAGAAGGAGAUUACAAGCAAAGGAAAGGAUGAAGAACACAAGGCUGUGUCCAGGCUGAAGCGCUACAUCGCCCUCUGUGGUGUGAGACGGAACUACAAGAAGCUGUUAGACGGCUGCCGAUCAGUAAAGGCAAAGGUGGCUGUGCUGAAGAAAGAGCUGGAGGAGCUGGGUGUGGAAGGUAAUCCCUCAAUAGAGAAGUGUAAGAGAGCUCGACUAAAGAGAGAAGAAGCACAGGAACUGGCUGAGCUGGAUGUCAGCAACAUCAUCACCACUCAGGGACGUCCCAAAAGGAGAGCAGCGGUGGCGGCAUGGCCUCCCACACAGAAUGUCUCUCCUCCGCCUUCUGCCUAUAAACGUGUUGUGGACUCCGACUCAGAUAGUGGAGACAGCCACACAAACACAGGGUGCAAGAGAGGAGCAGCCUGGGCCAACCUGCAGGGGAUCAUCAGUGAUGAUGGAGAGAGUGACUAGACCCCAAGCGCCUGUCCCUAUGAUCUGUUUCAUCAUUACACGGUGCAGUCUUUAAGUUCACCCUUUUUCUAAUUCACAAUGAACUGUAAAAACAAAAAAAAGUUAAACCUGCUCAAAUGAACCAGUUGGUACGUUGGCAAGAAUUUUAUGUCUACAUCUUGUUAUUGUUGGAUGUCUUCGGAUUUCUUUCUAGUAAGUUUGUUCUCUCUAUUUCUGUGUUUUACAAUUGUUAGUUUGUACUUUAUAUUUAAAUGUCUCAAAUGUGUAAAAUGAUGUUUCAUGUAGCUUUGAAAAUAAAAUAAUGUAUAUUGAA